AUGGGUAUCUGCAGCUCCUCAUGCUGUGGAGCCAAAUCCCGCGAUAACCUGUACGAGCCCGUCCUCGCUGACAGCGAGCGAGAGGCUGUUGCCGAUCUUCUGCAAUACCUCGAAAACCGCGGCGAGACCGAUUUCUUCUCCGGCGAGCCUCUCCGAGCCCUGAGCACCCUCGUCUUCUCCGAUAACAUCGACCUUCAACGAAGCGCAAGCCUGACGUUUGCUGAGAUCACCGAGCGAGAUGUUCGAGAAGUCGACCGUGACACCCUUGAGCCGAUACUGUUCCUUCUUCAGAGCUCCGAUAUCGAGGUGCAGCGGGCGGCAAGCGCAGCUCUCGGUAAUCUUGCUGUGAAUACGGAAAACAAGGUUCUCAUCGUGCAGCUCGGCGGCCUCCCUCCCCUCAUCCGACAAAUGCUAUCACCAAAUGUGGAAGUUCAGUGCAAUGCCGUAGGGUGUAUAACAAACCUCGCUACGCAUGAGGAGAACAAGGCGAAGAUUGCAAGAUCUGGUGCUCUCGGCCCACUUACGCGGCUGGCCAAGUCUAGAGACAUGCGUGUGCAGAGAAACGCGACGGGCGCGUUACUGAACAUGACCCAUUCUGACGAGAAUCGCCAACAGCUUGUGAAUGCCGGUGCUAUACCCGUCCUGGUCCAACUCCUCUCCUCUCCCGACGUCGACGUUCAAUAUUACUGCACGACAGCACUCAGCAACAUCGCGGUCGAUGCCAACAAUCGAAAGAAACUUGCGCAGACAGAGGCAAAGCUCGUACAGUCCCUUGUCAAUCUCAUGGACUCGUCCUCUCCAAAGGUUCAGUGCCAAGCUGCUUUGGCUCUGCGCAAUCUUGCCUCAGAUGAGAAGUAUCAGUUGGACAUCGUCAGAUCCCAUGGUCUAAACCCGUUGCUACGACUGCUUCAGUCUUCCUAUCUUCCGCUGAUACUAUCCGCGGUGGCUUGCAUUCGGAACAUCUCCAUACACCCCAUGAACGAGUCCCCUAUCAUCGACGCUGGCUUCCUGAAACCCCUUGUGGAUCUGCUCGGCUCCACGGACAACGAGGAGAUUCAAUGUCAUGCAAUCUCAACUCUUCGAAACCUCGCUGCCAGCUCUGAUCGCAACAAGGCUCUUGUCCUGGAGGCUGGAGCAGUGCAGAAAUGCAAGCAGCUGGUGCUGGAUGUGCCAGUGGCGGUCCAGUCAGAAAUGACUGCUGCCAUUGCCGUGCUAGCCCUGAGUGACGAGCUCAAGACUCAUCUUCUUGAUCUGGGCGUUUUUGAUGUUCUCAUACCGCUCACUCAGUCUUCAAGCAUUGAGGUUCAAGGCAAUAGCGCCGCUGCGCUUGGAAAUCUGUCUUCCAAAGUGGGCGAUUACGCUAUUUUCAUAUCAGCAUGGACCGACCCCAAUGGUGGUAUCCAUGGCUACCUCAGCAGGUUUCUCGGCAGCGGUGAUGCCACAUUCCAGCACAUUGCCAUCUGGACAUUGCUUCAGCUUCUCGAGUCUGAAGACAAGAAGUUGAUCGGCCUGAUUGGCAAAUCUGAUGAUGUUGUCGAAAUGAUAAGACAGAUCGCGAACAAGCAAGUCGAGACCGAAGAGAACGAGCCGGAGGAGGACGAUGAGGGUGAGGUGGUCAACCUUGCACAGCGAUGCCUUGAACUCCUGGGCCAGAGCGGCUCCAAGGCCCAUAUCGAAGGCUGA
Messenger RNA from Cryphonectria parasitica EP155, 1683 nucleotides. RefSeq names its product putative Vac8. Gene Ontology annotation, biological process: nucleus-vacuole junction assembly; vacuole inheritance. The record is from RefSeq and is a predicted model, not a curated record. Bases 1 to 1683 code for a protein of 560 amino acids. Gene Ontology annotation, molecular function: protein binding; protein-membrane adaptor activity. Lineage: Eukaryota; Fungi; Ascomycota; Sordariomycetes; Diaporthales; Cryphonectriaceae. Gene Ontology annotation, cellular component: fungal-type vacuole membrane. The transcript is spliced from 7 exons.